CUUUUUGCUUUUGAUUUGACGGAAACCAUCUCCUUAAACCAUGGCACUGUACAAGGGUGCAGCUAGUGAAGCUGGUAGAGCAUUGCAGUUGAAGAAAAAACGAGAGAAGGCUUUGGAAGAAUUAGAGCACAGGAAAAGAAAAAUUGAAGAAGAAAUGAAGUUGUCAGACAUUGAAAAUAAGUUUGCUGCACACUAUGAUGCAGUAGAGCAGCAACUCAAGUCAAGUACGAUAGGAUUGGUUACUUUGGAUGAAAUGAAGGCCAAGCAAGAAGAUGUGGUUAAAGAAAGAGAAAGGCAGCUGGCCCAAAAGCAACAUGAGAAGGAAUUACAAAGGCAGAAAGAGAUAAGAGAGAAACAGGAGGCAAAAGAAAGGCAAAAACGGCAGAUUGCAGCGUUGUCAUUCCGGUUUGAUGAUGAGGAGGAAGAAGAGGAAGAACAAGACAAGGAGUUGGAAGAUAAGGAGGACCAUGACCAUUUUACAAAUGAUGACCAAGACAGUAGAGACUCGGAAACAGAUUCUAAUCAACCUGUUGUAAAGAAAAAGAAAAUUUCUAAGAAUCCUGAUGUCGACACAAGCUUCUUGCCUGACAGAGAAAGGGAGGAGGAGGAAAGAAGAUUACGAGAAGAAUUACGUCAAGAAUGGGUUCAGAAACAAGAGAAGUUAAAGAAUGAAGAAAUUGAAAUAACAUUCAGUUAUUGGGAUGGAUCUGGACAUCGACGCAGUGUCAAAAUGAAAAAAGGAAAUAGUAUCUAUCAGUUUCUACAAAAAUGUCUGGAGAUUUUGCGGAAAGAGUUCCAUGAGUUGAGAGCCGUCACUGGGGAUCAGCUGAUGUACGUGAAAGAAGAUCUGAUCAUCCCACAUCACUACACAUUUUAUGACUUCAUUGUAACCAAAGCAAGAGGGAAAAGCGGUCCUCUCUUUAGCUUUGAUGUUCAUGAUGAUGUUCGUCUUGUGAGCGAUGCCACUGUUGAGAAAGAUGAGUCUCAUGCAGGCAAAGUUCUCUUGCGCAGUUGGUAUGAGAGAAACAAGCAUAUUUUCCCUGCUUCUAGAUGGGAGCCGUAUGAUCCUACCAAGAACUAUGACAAGUACACAAUAUCAGAUAGGAAAAAGUGACUUUUGUUUCCUGAAAUUAAGAGAUAUUUGGAAUAUUUAUUAAAACCACUUUUAUAUUUUUGAGUAGUUGAAAAAGGUUUUUAUAUUGUGUUUAUUACAAUGUGGUGAUUCAAAGAUUCCCAGCCAUCGGACACUUACAGAGCCCUUUUGACGAUGUUCAAGUUUCUAAAAACUCUUGUGUCCAUGUUUGUACUAAUACUUUUUUUUUCAAAAUAAAUUUGCUUUAGAAUCAAUAUGAUAAUUAAGAACGACCUAUUUUGUAUGAAAUAGUAUAUAGAUAGUUUUAUGAUGACAAAAUUCAGAAAAAUCAGAAUUUCAUUCUUUUUUAUAAUAUUGAAGGAUUUCACUUUAUAAAAGACUGCUACAAUUUCAGAAUGUCAUAGUUCACAUCUAUUCAAGUAUGCAAAGAAAAAAUUCUUAUCUUCAUAAUAUCUGAAAUUUUUUAAUUUGACCUAUGGAGGGAGGGGUUAAAUUUUUUAAAAAAAAAGUAACUUACAGGCAUAUUUUUUCCCCUAAAAAAAUUCCUAGCCCUCCCGCGAAAGAUGGCAACUUAGACGCCAUUCCUCACUUGGGAAUUUUAACAAAAUUUUAAAACUGCUUUAUCUUUGAAAUAAGGCACCAUAAUUUUUUUUUUUUUUUUUUUUCAAGAUAAUUAUUUUUUUUUUCAAACAAUAUUCAUCAUUUGGAAAUAGGGGUUCAAUUUUCGUUACUACUAACUUUUAAAAAUAAAACUUAAAAUCAUUGUUUAAUUUUUUUUCAAAUUGCCUAUUUUAGAAUAAGGUAAAACCUCCCAAUAGCAGACACCGUCAGGACCAAAGUUUUUGUCCGUUAAUGGGCAGUGUCCACUAUUGGAGAGUCUGAAUUUACGAUGGCAUUUUAAUUUUGUAUUUUAAACCUACACAUACAGUGUAUAGUUCUAAAUUUAAUUAAUGAGUAUUGCUUAUAUAAAUGAACUUAACUAAAAAGUAAAUAAUCUGCUGAAUCUUUGGGGAAAAUAAAAUAGGAAGGCAUUUGUGUAAAUUGUUUCCUCUAGCUGAACAAAACCAGUCAAGCACAAUGGAAUCAAUGUCCUUGAUUUUCAGCAUCUUUUUUGUUCUAGAUUGUAGCAAAAUGUAGCUCAAUCGGCUAUUUUUCACUUAAUCCGGCAAUACAGUGCCGAUUCCUCAUCAGCGUCUGGUGGGAAAGGACGCGGAGCUGACACUACUCUCCUAAAAUCUAGUAGGAAGGAAGGAGGGGGGGGGGAUGCCCUUAAGUUCACAAGAGUAUUUUUUUCUCUCCCGUGCAAACUGAUAAAGCAAGGUACUGUGUGGGAGAAAGAUUUUUUUCUUUUGCUUUCUGCUGGAAUUUCGUGCAUGAAAUGAAAACAAAACUUUCAUAAGCUUCGACUAAAACAUUCGACUUGAAUAGCUCCUGUUUUCAUAGAAAAAGGGGUGUUAACCCUUUUAUCGGUACUGGUUAGCCCCAGAACACCGUAAAGGAAUAGAAAAAAUGCUUGCCACAAAAGCAGUGCUAAGCAAAAGCACCAGACACAGAAAAAUAAAAUGAAACUGAUUUAUUGUCUGCUAACAAGGAGUGAAAUACAUUAUACACCCAUCUCGAGGGUCUGGGGAUUCAGAAACUGUCCGCUAACGGGGAGUGUCUGCUAUCUGGGAGUGUCCGUUAAGGGAGGUUUGACUGUAUUUUAUCUUUAUCACUGUUGAUCAGUGUCACUCAGUACUAUAUUCCCUGAAAAUUCAAAGUAGCUUUGAAAGUAUUAUUCAGAGACACGUAGGUACCAAGCAAUAAAUAAUAAAUUGAUGGUCUCACUCUAUAUUACACAACAUUAAUCAUUAUAAAUUCAUUCAUUUAUUUAAUUUAUACCCACUACUAUUUUUGUCAUCCAUAUAUUUCAUUCCCAUUCUUCAAUAAAAUUCAAAAUGAAAUAAUUUAGGCUGUCUAAAAUUUAUGAAUCACUAAUGAAAACAAGCAUUAACUAUAAAUACUAACAAAGCAACCUCCGUUAGAACAAAAUGUAGUCUUUUUAAAAAGAGAAGGAUCUUCACAAACAUUCUUUGUGUGCAAAAAUAAAAAAGAUAAAUGAAUGCAGAUCAAAAAAUAUAAUGUUAAGCAGGCCAAACUUUUCCCUCUCUUUUUUUUUUUUUUUUAAGUUUUUCAGAAAUGAUAUUAUUUUUAGUUUUCAGAAAUGAUAUUAUAUAUGUAAAGACUUUGUUCAAAUUGUGAGAACAUUGUAUUUUUAAGUAAC
Uloborus diversus is the source of this 3356-nucleotide messenger RNA. RefSeq names its product protein FAM50 homolog. NCBI's taxonomy places the organism in Eukaryota, Metazoa, Arthropoda, Arachnida, Araneae, Uloboridae. Gene Ontology annotation, cellular component: nucleus. Bases 41 to 1114 code for a protein of 357 amino acids. Gene Ontology annotation, biological process: chromatin organization. The record is from RefSeq and is a predicted model, not a curated record. The transcript has 6 exons.